AUGCGUCUUAACGCGUCUCUGGGCGUGCUCUCGGGCAUAGCCUGGACAACAUCCGGUGCUGUUGUCCCUCGCAACCUCGAUUACGAUAUCGACACAACUUGCACGAGCACCGAGACAGACCAAGGCACUGUCUUCGUCACUGUCCCCGGCGGCAACUCUCCGACUGCUGCUGCCCCAGCUGGUUCGGUCUUCACUCUCACGGUUCCUGUUGGCGGUUCUGAUCCUGGUGCCGGGUCUCCCGGGUCAUUCGGUUCACCUUCUGGUUCUGGCAACAAUGGUCUUCUUUCUUCCACCUGCACCACUGAGUCUUCCCCCUUCGGUUCUCCCUUUGGCUCUGCUGGUACCCUUGAACCUGUCACCAUCACCAUCACAGCUCUCUCUACUCCCAUGAGCACGGUCACCAUCCCAGUAUCGACCAUCACCAUCAACACACCUGGCGCUGGUUCUGGUGCUGGCAAUGACGGCAACGGUGCCUCCCCUGGUUCAAUUGUCACAGUCACUGCUCUCCAAGCAUCUCCCAGCGCAGCUUCUCCAGGGUCUGGUUCCGGCAUCACGAUCACCAUUCCCGGCGGCUCGGGCUCCGGUUCCUCACCAGCAGGAGUCACUGUGACUGUCCCUCAGAUAUCUGGGCAGGCCGGUGAAGUCGUCACUCUCACAAUACCAGAAGGCCCCAACCAGUCAGCCACUGUUGUGCUCACUGUCACCAUUCCUGACGUUGCAGACAGUCCUGGGUCAUGGUCUACCAUCGUCUCAGCUCCUGGCCUGAAUGGCGCGACAUCUGGUCCGCUUGUCACUGUCAUUGGCGGUACAUCGGCUGGUCCACAAGUGCCAACCAACUUGCCAGUGCCUGGAGGUCUCCUUUCCUCGACAUGCUCCGAUGCGCUCACACCUGGGGCUGGCGGCUCCGGCAACCCUGGUUCCGGCAAUACCCUCACCGUUCCUUUGCCUCAGCUCACCACGAUUCAGGGAGGCAAGGAGUCCUACCCACCAUUCUUCGGCGGUCUGAAUCCUCUGACAAUCACUUACACGAUUCCUGCCGAGCCUGGCAUGCCCACUCCUCUGGUCGAGACUCUCACUGUGACACCCAACCUCCCCUACCCACCUGGCGACCCGGGCUCCUCAUAUGGACCGACUGAUCUGACUAUCCCACUUGGUCCUUUUGGCGUUCACAGCACUGUCUCCGCUGGGGAUUCAUCAGGUCUCACAUUGGUCACAUACACCGUCCCUGCUGAUGGCAACUCGCCCGGCUACACCGGCGUCUUCACUUUGACACCUGAUGCCGGCUCGUCUCCCGGCCAAGGCGGUCAGAAUGGCGGUUCGCCCGUCACUGUCACUGUUCCCGAGGCCACUCAGCCCGGUCAGAAUGGCGGAUCGUCAGGCGAAAAUGGCUACCCUCCUUAUGGCGGCUCUGCUGCGCCUGCGGGUAAUGGAUCACCCGACACUAUCACUUUGACUGUUCCCCAAGCUGGCGCUCCCACUCAGUCUUUUCCUGGCCAAGGUUCUGGUCAGUCUGGCUUCGGCUCCGGCAACCAAGCUCCCACAGUCACGCUUACGGCUCCUGCCAGCAGCACUCCGGGUUCAGGCUCGGGUGGCCAAGGCAGCGGUCCUGGUUAUGGCAACGGCCAGUCGACUUGCUUGACGCUGACAAUUCCUGGAGCAAACUCUGAUGGUCAGUCUAGCCUUUUGACUGUCACUGUUCCCGCUGGUUCUGGUUUCCCCGUAGGCGGUGUUCCUUCUGCUCCUUACAAUGGCCCCUCGGAUCCGGUCACCGUCACAGCUUUCCCCUUUCCAGGCGCCUCUGGUCUCCCUGGCAGCAGCUCGUCUGGCUCAGGCGACGAGGGCCAGUCAUCCUGCCUGACUCUUACGCUUACUGGAGCCAACGGCCAGCCGAGUCUUGCCACUGUCACCGUUCCAGUUGCCUCAGCGUUCCCUAAUGGUGGUGCUCCAUCGGCACCCUAUAAUGGCCCUUCAGGUCCGGUUACCGUCACAGUUCCACCGACUCCCGGAAGCGGCUCCUCUGGUUCAGGCGAUGAUGAUCAGUCGACUUGCUUGACCCUCACACUUACCGGAGCUAAUGGCCAGCCCAGCCUUGUCACUUUCACGGUUCCCGUUUCAGACUAUCCUUCUGGCGCUUUCCCUUCUGCUGCCAACACCAAUGGCCCGCCCGGUGUCGUCACUGUUGUCGUUCCCGAGACCACCGAUUCCAGCGGUUCCUUCCCCGGAAGCGGCUCGUACGGCUCGGGUGGCAAUGGCCCAUCAGGUGUCUUGACCGUCACUGUUCCUGACAACUCCGGUUCCGGGUCUGGUCCGUCUGCAAGCGAUCCUUACGGCUAUGGCGGCGGUAGUGAUCAACCUGGCGUGAUUACCGUCACGGAACCUGCUGGUUCUCCAUCUGCUCCCUCUGGGUCUCCCGUCGUUGUCACUUACACCGUUCCUGCUGGACCAAGCGAAACCGAGUCUUCCUAUGCCGUUACUUACACGCUUCAGCCAUCAUCGGGAUCUGGCUCAUCACCUUCGGUCAGCGGUGGUCCUGCAGGGUAUGGAAGUGGUGGUAGCAACCCAUUCGGACCUGGUUCCAACCCCACUGGUUCCUCUGGUGGGCUUUCUCCCAUCACGAUCACCCUCGGGCCGUCUGAUGGGUUCGCUACACCCGUAGUUGUCACAUACACUCCUGAUGUGACGGGACAACCGUCUAGUCCUUCGCCCACACCUUCCGAGAUUGUCAUUUCAGAGUCGGGAACUCUCUUUACCAUCACGCUUCCUGGAUCUGGGUCCUUGCCUUUCACAACCUCGCCUGCCUCAUCGGAGAUUGUCAUUUCUGAGUUUGGGACUUUGUUCACCAUCACCGUUCCUGCAACUGCUCCGGCCGCUCAGCCCACUGUUGCCAGCGGUUCUGCCAAUGUUCCCGGAUACGGCUCUGGUGCCGGGUCUGGUGCUGGUUCUCUUCCCAGUGGCCUCACGGUCUUCACCAUCACUCCCACUUCUGGUUCACCGUAUGUUGUCACCAUUCCUGUUGGCGGCGGCUCCGGCUCCAGCCCUUCCAAUAUCUUGACUGUCACUGAGGGUCCGUCCCCCAUUGGCUAUGGAACAGGGUCUGGAUCUGGAAGCUCCCCUAACAAUGGCGAGUUCACUAUCACCAUUGACGGCACACCGGUCGUUGUGCCUCUUCCUCAGAGCAACCCAGGCGGCAACCCCGCCACUGGCUCCGGCCUCGUGACUGUCACCGAGGGAGGCAAUGGCUUGGCCACUCCUGCAGCUGGCACAGUGUUUACUCUCACGCUCUCUGGUACACCUGUCGCCGUCACCGUUCCUGCCAGCGGCAACACGGCUCCUGUCAGUCAGGGAGGCAUCCUGACUGUGACUGAGGGAUUGCCUUCUGGCUCACCAUCCAUCGUCACCGUUCCGGCCGGUGCUGGAGGCAUCACGGCCCAGCCUUCUGCGACUCCAUAUGGCGGCUCUUUUCCCGGUGGAGAAGUCAUCACUGUGAUUGGACCUGAUGGACAUCCUACUGUUCUCACGAUUCCUGGUGGCGGCAACCCAGCAGCCACUCAAAAUGGCCCAUCCAAUGUCUUGACCAUCACUGAGGGUGGUGCUGCUCCAACCGGAGGUGUCCAACCUGGUGGGAAUGGUGUCGGCACUGCAUUCACCGUCACUUUGUCGUCGCCUGGCAAUGGGCAAGGUAGUGGACCCCAAGGCUCCGGACAGGGCAACGGUCCUCAGGGUUAUGGCUCACCCAACUCCGGUCUUGGUCCUGUCUUGACUAUCACUGAAUUGCCUUCCGGGGCUGCCGGUGGUCUACAACCCGGUGCAACUGGCUUUGCCACUGCCUUCACCUUCACCAUUCCAUCGGGCUCUGGCAACGGACCCUCUGGUUCGAACAAUGGCCCCUCUGGUUCGGACAAUGGUUCCUUCGGUUCUGGCAAUGGCCCUCAAGGCUACGGUUCACCUAACGCUGGUGCCAGUUCCAUUUUCACCAUUACUCAGGAAGGAGUUGGCGCGGCUCAAUCUAAUGGUCCUAUCUUGACCGUGUCGGAGGUUGUCCUAUCGGAAACCAUUCCUAUUGGCUCUGGUCUUUACUCGGUCGUUGCAUUUACCACCACUCUCGGCUCUGGUUCUGGCUCUGGUCCUGGCUCUGGCCCAAGCAUUGUCACCAUCGAUCCCAACGGUUCCGGUAACGGUCUCAAUUCUCCCUCUACAAUUGGCGGUGGUGCUUUUGCGACCACUUUGACUUUGGCACAGCCCUCCGCUGUGAUUGCGACGGCACCUGCUCAGGGUCCUCAAGUCGUCACUGUUCUGCCUUCGAUCUUCACUGUCUGGCCUCAGAACACACUGGUCACCACCACCUCGUGUACCACCAGCAAUGGCGGCGCCUUCUUUGACCCCGGUCAGAACGGCGGCUUUGGUCCCUCUGUUGUUACCAUGUGGCCGACGUACUCCAUUGACACCACUUGUACCAAGUCUUCGACCAGCUAUAUCUCCGCCAGCGCUGUUGCACCAGCCUCGUCCUCCGAGUCAUCCACUGUCUUGAUGUUAAGCAGCUCAACCUUGGCUGUCAUUAGCUCGGCGCCUUCUUUACCAUCACCGAGUGACUCAUCUACUGUCCUGAUGCUGAGCAGUUCCACCCUUGCUGUGAUCAGUUCGGAGCCCACGACUCCCUCCGCCGUUGCUCCGGAGCCCGUCAGCACUGCAUCCGGUGAACAGGCCAUCCCGACAUUGACAGCUGAGCCUCCCAGCUCUUCUAACGAGGGCCAAGCCAUUCCCACUCUGACUGCCGAGCCUGCUGAACCUACCAGCGCUGCCGGUGGUGGCCAGCCUAUCGAGCCUACUGAACCUACCGAACCUACCAGCACUGCCGGCGGUGGCCAGCCUAUCGAGCCUACCGACUCAUCCGGCGGUGGCCAGAGCAUUCCAGUUGUGACUCCCGAGCCCUCCACUUCGUCAGAUGAGCAGGCGAUUCCCACAUUGUCAUUCGAGGCCCCGCCGGAGUCCUCUGCUGGUGAAGAGGUUCCUCCUCCCCAGACCGAGUUUGGCCUUGGCCACAUUCACCCCCGUGCUGCGCAUAUUACCGUUAUUCCCACCCCUUCCUCGGUUGCCCCUGACUCGGUUUCUACGGCGUCUGUUGCAUGCGGCUCACUUGGUGAUCGUGGUGGUUACACCUUCAGGUUUGAUGACAUUCCCGCUCCCGAGACACUGAACAGCAACACCAACAGUGCCAUGGUUGUGCGCCAUCAGCCUGUUCCACGCCCGUAUCACCGCUUCUUGUUCUCGGAUGACUUCCGUGUCGUGCCUCCACCUCAGUCGCGCUUUGUCCCGUCCUCUGGGUCCCAGAUGGUUCAAUACGAUGGCGUAUCCAAGAACGUUGCACAAAUCGGCCUCGCCCAGCUUCGCAACAACCCUUGCUUCCGCUUCGACUUCCUUGGUGUCAGUCUUGGUUGCAACUCGACUGUUGAGCCAUGCGUCUUCAACGUCAAGGGCAUCCAGUGGAACGGUGUUCACGAUGUGAUCCAGGCGAACAAGACUUUUGUGGUUGGCGCUUGCAAGAACAUUGACAGCUGUGUUCUCCGCCAUCAGAUCCUGGAUUCCGCUACUGCACUGCAAUUCACCAACUUGACUGCAGUCAACAUCACGUUGACGGUUGCCGGCAAGCCCGUGACCUGGUGGGCUGAUGACUUCCAGGUCGCCUGGACGGAGAAUGACUGCACCACUGCCGCAUGCCGGGCACUUGUGCCAAACACCGCCUCUACUCCUCAAAAGCCUUGGGGUGUUUCUGAAGAGGUGAAGGCCAAGGGUCUACGUUGGUCUAUUCGUCGCUGA
This is a messenger RNA of Neurospora tetrasperma FGSC 2508, 5814 nucleotides long. RefSeq lists its product as uncharacterized. The record is from RefSeq and is a predicted model, not a curated record. The transcript is spliced from 3 exons. Lineage: Eukaryota; Fungi; Ascomycota; Sordariomycetes; Sordariales; Sordariaceae. Bases 1 to 5814 code for a protein of 1937 amino acids.